CUCCAAAACUCCAGAUGAUCAUUUCAUCAGGAGGUUUGUUUUGUAUGCUAUUGGCAUUAUUUUAGCACCCACGGUACAGGAUUAUGUCGACUCCAAAUAUUUCGUCCUUGUUGAAGACGUCGCAAGAAUUCCCAAAUUUAACUGGGGAUGUUUCACACUGAACCAUUUGAUAACAUCCAUCAAUACUUUUAAUUAUAAGGAUCAAGUCAAUCUACAAGGAAAUCUAGCUUUGCUCCAAUUUUGGUAUUGGGAACAUGUCCGUGCUGGAUCGAUUUUGUAUUCUCGUAUACCCCGUCCGCUGAUGGCACGGUGGGAUGAAGCCACAGGUUGUCAUGAGCAUUGGCGAUCUGGAGCCAACCAACAUUACAAAUGACCAGCAUACCAAGAAAGGUACACAUGCGCAUGAAGAUGCUAUCUAUCGACCACAACCACGAGGUCAAACUAUGAGUAGCCAACAAAUGGACAUGAUACUUCAAACACAGAACGAUCUAUUUGCAGAACAAGAGAAAAAGUUGGUCAAACAAGUUGUAGAAGUAGAGCACAAAUUAGAUAAAAGAAUAAUCACCGUGACCGAGGACGUGAUAAACAUAAGGGGUAAAAUUGCCACUCAACCUAGGUUGUCCAAGCUGGAGGACGAAGUUGGAGACCUCAAAAGGGUAGUUGGAGACCUGAAAAGGGAACUCCAGGAAUUAAGAUUGCUAGGUGAAACAAACAAACAAUCAACGACAAAGAAUGCAUACGUACAGGAACAAGAGCAACCAAGCAAUGGCAAGUUUUCAUCAACUCCUGGGUUUGACGCAUGGAAAGCACGAAUUUCUGCUGGUAGACCUAGUGCAAAACCUGUGGUGCAAAACAAGGAGUUGGACCAAGACAUCCCACCACGGAAGCCUGUAUUCAACAAUGAUUACGUAUUGAUAGAUGAAGACUAUGAGGCUGCACUUUUCAUCCGAGAGAGUCACGACCUUGUUGAGGUAGUUCACAUCGAAGACAUUGUGCUAACAGUUCAUCAACUCAAGCCAAAUGUUAGCAAACUAUUCUUCGUCGAUGACGUUAUUAAUGCAUAUGCACACAUUAGCAAUGUUGCAACUGAUGCUACACCAUUCAUUUCCACCGUAGAAAGCAAAAGAUUGCUAGGCGAAUUUGGGGGUAUUCCAAUGGGAUGCAAAAGCCCAGAUGUUGCUAAUGUAGCAACGAAAUUUGUAGGACGCAGAAUGGUACGUGUCCCAAUGAAUGUGCACCGCAUGCACUGGUUACUACUCGUGUUUAAUUUAGACAAAGAAGAGAUCCAGGUCCUAAACUCCAACCAAGCAUAUCGUGACAUUGCCAAGGAAACUGCACUGGUAAUCUUGCUCUCUUGCUGCCUCUUACCAUCAUGUGACACCUUUUUAAAAGCACUAAUGCAAUCCCUUGAAUUACUCCUCGUACACCAGGUGGAGUCCAUUCAGGCGUGUAUCAAUGAAGCGGUCGAGGAUGGCUUGGUAACACCGCCUAAACCCAUCAAUAUUACCCAGUGGAAAACCACUUGCUAUACUAACAUACCACAACAAACGGAUGGUUAUUCCUGUGGGGCGUACACACUCAAAUACAUGUUGACAUGGGACGGAGAUAAAAUUACCGAGGAUUUCACACAGGAAGAAAUAUAUAUUUUCAGCUGGAAAAUAUGUUCAAACUACUGCGUUCAGAUUGCAACAAGCUUCAGAAAAGUUCAUACAAGAAUCCUAUAACGAGGGACGAGUAUGAAGCCAGCAUUCCAGAGGAACGAAAAGGUGAAGACGACGACGUCACGAUUAUCACCGACCCUGAUGUUACAAAGAAAGCAGACACAUCCGGUGCCCCAAAGCGUAAACGUGGACGCCCGAGGAAGAAUGCCCCUCCUAGUAAUCCAGUGAAACAACGAUUUGACACCGAGACUAUCGCUAAACAAGUGGAGUUGCAAAGACGCAAGCGCAAACCAUCAAACGUCGUGUCCAGCCCAUUCGUAAAGCCAUGAGUGGGCUACACGGAGAGGCACUUCAAGGGCAGUUCCAAAUGAUUGAUCUUCAUAGCAUGUUCUUUGAAUUAAAGGCUACACUUAUGUUCUGAUGUUUUUGCAUUUUAUUUGUAUGCUUAUGUCCAUCCAAAUGCUUGACUUUUCAUUGGCUCUUUUUUUAAGUAUACAGUUCUGGUUUAA
Molecule: messenger RNA, 2170 nt
Organism: Triticum aestivum (bread wheat)
Lineage: Eukaryota; Viridiplantae; Streptophyta; Magnoliopsida; Poales; Poaceae
Exons: 11
Coding region: 315-1724 (469 amino acids)
Biological process (GO): proteolysis; protein desumoylation
Cellular component (GO): nucleus
Molecular function (GO): deSUMOylase activity
Source: RefSeq, a predicted model, not a curated record